UGUAUCAAACCUCCGCGGAGCCUGCACCUCCACGGAAUUACAGCCACAAAUUGUGAAUUAAAAAAAAUAAAUCCCAUCGUCAAUUCCCGCCUUCCAUUUUCGAAUAUCGAACUUUUUUCUUUUUAUAUACAAGUGUUGAUCGAUUCAGUCUAGUGUAGUAUUUUUUAAUUUAAGAUUUUAAUAAAUCUGAUAAGUUUUUAUUGGUUUUAGAGUAAGAUGUGCGUUUUAUGAGUGUAACAGUUAGCGGCGGCAAACGUUUUGGCCGUGUCGUGUAUUACGUAACGGUUCCGGGGAAAAUCGAUAUCCUGGGCGUAUAAAUAGCGGCGUACGGUUGAAACAGCUGGCCGGCCGCCAGCAUCAUGGAGCCUACGAGGAUGAGAAGGCCUCGUCGACAUCGAUGGCUAACGGUGUCCGUAUUCUUCAUAGCAUACUCCGUGUUCCAAGCUAUCUACAGCCCAUCAAACGCUUCGGAGCCUAUCGACAAGCCAGCUGAAGAUAUACCCAUAGGACCACCCACCAAUAAACCUGAAGUUACUCCGAAACUUGGAACUACUAUUGAUGAGAGCCCACUAUCCUCGGCCCCCAAUACACCACCAUCGGAGAAGAAGACAGAAGAUGAAGAAGGUCCCCCGGCAGGCGGCAAGAAGGGCAUGAAGGGGCUCGAAGAAGAUGACGACCCAGACAAGAAGGACCAAAAGGAUGCCGGUUAUGUUGAGGACAAAGAAACGGAAGAAAUGCGCGAGGAAGAGAGAUCAAACUGGAAAUCGAACCCCACGGUCAAACCUUUGCGAGUCAAUUGUUCACCACCGGCGAUUGAACAGUUCCCAAAACCACUGAUGGGCCAGUCAGCCCGCAAGCACGGAGGUUUAAUCAUCCACAUCUUGGUAGCUGUGUUCACGUUCAUCGGACUGGCCAUCGUAUGUGACGAGUACUUCGUCUCAAGUCUUGACAGAAUCUGUGAAGAAUUGAAGUUGGCCCCGGACGUGGCGGGUGCUACGUUCAUGGCGGCCGGCAGCUCGGCUCCCGAACUCGCCACCGUCGUCAUCGGCGUCUUCUGUGCUCAGGACGAUAUCGGAGUAUCGGGUGUAAUCGGGUCAGCAGUGUUCAACAUAAUGUUCGUGAUAUCGGUGUGUGCGCUGUGUGCUGGGACAGUGUCACACCUCAACUGGUGGCCACUCUGCAGAGAUUGCUUCUUCUACGCCAUCUCCAUACUCGUCAUGCUCUGUACUAUUGCCAACUCCAUCGUCUCUUGGCCAGAAGCACUAUUCAUGUUGAUAAUGUAUGGUGUAUACUGUGUCGCGUUGCGAUUCAACACUGCACUCGAACGCUGGGCGAUGACGCUCCCACUACCAUUCAAGCUACCCACCAGAGAAGAACAGGCUGCUUUAGUCACCUACAGGAGUGCUGGUGGUCAGCCCCCAGCCCCGGCCGCGGCAGGAGACACUACGUACGCACAGAUGGACGGACAGACCAAGGAGACUCCUCUUCAGGAAUCUCCAGCCUACAAUCCAGGCGGUGCGUAUGACAAUGCAGCUUAUAACGCGGAGCCCACCCCCGCGUGGGACCCCAACCAGGCCUGGGACCCCAACCGAGCUUGGGACGAUACGAUGCAAACACCAAUCUACAACGCGUACCAGCCCGCGCAACAGACACAGCAACAGCCGCAGGAGCAACAACUUGCAACCACGCAACCGCAACAACCGGACGGACAACUACCGACGCAACAGCCAGCAGCCCCCGCCUACUACAAGGCCAAGGAGUACAACCCUGAGACCGCCGUGGAUCCUCUCGUCAAACCAAUCGGAGCCAACCACUUCCAGCUAGCGUGGUGGUACCUAGUGUUCCCGAUCCACUGGUCGUGUCGCCAUACGAUGCCGGACUGCCGCGGACGAUGGUACCCCGUCACCUUCAUCAUCAGCAUGCUGUGGAUCUCCUUCUACUCCUACUUCAUGGUGUGGAUGAUCACUAUUAUUGGCUACACGUUGGGAAUUCCUGACACGGUGAUGGGCUUGACGUUCGUAGCGGCCGGCGUGUCGGUGCCCGACGCACUCUCCUCGCUCGCCGUCAUCAAAGAGGGUUACGGUGACAUGGCGGUGUCAAACGCGGUCGGGUCCAACGUGUUCGACAUCUUGGUGUGUCUCGGGCUGCCGUGGUUCAUACAGACUGCCAUCAUACACCCUGGCUCACACGUCAACGUUUACCAUAAAGGUCUCAUUUACUCGACCCUCUCUCUAUUCUCCACUGUGAUCUUCUUGGUAGUGGCGACCCACGCAAACGGCUGGAAAUUAGAUCGCAAGUACGGCGCUGUACUGAUGGUAUGGUACAUCCUCUUCAUAACUCUAGCCAGUCUCUACGAACUGAACGUCUUCGGAUACUACACGCACCCAGAUUGCGUUUCAACCUAUUAAUUUUUCAACCGGCGCCAUGUUUAAUUUUUUGACGUUUGUUUUUAUUAUGUUGGCAUGAUUGGAAGUUCUGUCAAAACCAACAAUAUGUAAUCUCGCGGAAUUUGAAUUUGGAAUCGAAUUGAAUGUAAGAAUAUGAUGGAUAUGACUUGAAAGUAAACCAAAGGAUUAAUAGUAAUUAUGAAUGAAUUUCGUAAAACAAACACUAUUUAUUUGUAACUUAAAUCAAUUACCGGCCUAUGUUCAGUAGUUAUUAUGAUUUAUUUUAUUUACGUAAUAUGUAUUACCAAAACUAGUUAAGUUUUGUAAAAACGCUAUUGUCUUAUGAUUAAUGAAAAGCAUCGAUGUUAGUUUCAGUGUAUCUUUUAUAAUGUAAAAAAAAUAUAUUUAGCGUGUGCGGACUUUAGCGGUCCGAGGUUGAAUAAUAUUUCUAAACACUUUUACAAUAGAAUUGCUAGUGUUUAUUUAUGAAUAAAGUUAAGCGAAUAUUUUUAUUUAACACACGCUUUUGACAGGUAGGCAAUAUAAGAAAUAAUAUUUGUCAGUAUUUCUGUAUUACUACAAAUACAAUUAAAUGAGGAGACAAGCAAAUAGAAGAUGAAACUAGUUAAAUAAUAUUGUCGUAAAUAGCUUUGUGGAGCACUAGAGUUGCUUACGCACAAAUAGCUAUUUUCUAUCUACUCGUGAGAAUCUCAGUACCUAUCUUUACUUAUGUGAAUGUGGAACAACAAGAAUAUUGUACGCUGUUCGAUGAUUUUAUGGUUGGCGUGUAAAUAUUGCACUUUUAACAUGAUUGUUAUCCAUGAAAGACAUUAGUUAUGGUGUUUAGUGGUAACCACGAAAAUUGGGCUGUUCUACCUACAGAAUGUUUUGUCUUCAUUCUAUCUAUAUCUAUUAUGGACUUAUUGGGUGUUUAUGAAUAAGACGAUUCAUACUGAAAAUGAUAUAAAAGUACCUAAGUGUAAAAUGUCUUCAGCCUACUCAGUAAAGACAUUUAUGUAUAUAUUGUUACUGUUAACCUGUUUCUGUGGCGUGUUGUCUACGUAUAUGUGACUUGAAGCAUAAUGAAUAAUUCGCUUUAACGUAUAUCUAAAUAUCUUAUGAAUAUUUGCAUAGUUUUAGUAAACUGACAUUUUGAAAACUUAUCUAGUCGCGAUUAUCGUAAUGUGUACUAUAAA
Spodoptera litura is the source of this 3583-nucleotide messenger RNA. Its product is annotated as putative sodium/potassium/calcium exchanger CG1090. NCBI's taxonomy places the organism in Eukaryota, Metazoa, Arthropoda, Insecta, Lepidoptera, Noctuidae. Gene Ontology annotation, biological process: calcium ion transmembrane transport; intracellular calcium ion homeostasis. Gene Ontology annotation, cellular component: plasma membrane. The record is from RefSeq and is a predicted model, not a curated record. Gene Ontology annotation, molecular function: calcium, potassium:sodium antiporter activity; calcium channel activity.